CUGCAGAGACCGCAUUUUGUGCUGGCAAUCCUCCCACUCCACUACAAGAGACUUGUCUAUGUUCGAUCUCUAUCCUGAGACCUCUUAGGUCUCUUUUACCAGUGGCAGUGUCUGCGUCGUUUUCUCUGUGCCUCCCUCGGAUCAAAAUGCUGCUGCAACAGUUCUGCUAACACUGGAGAAAACCCGCGCCCUCCGUGGUCUCAGCCCCAAGGGAUCUUUGAUUCGGCAAGACUUUUCAAGUCUCUCCAUCACUCGGAGGGAGCAGGAUGAGGUUCAUUCAAUCUUUUAAAAACCAAAACAACUCAUUCCAGCUUGACAUCGUCGGUUUCCUUGCUAUCCUUGGAGAAGGUUCCGUCGAGACUGUUGCUCAAGUCGUGACCUUGAGUUAUCUGAUAUACCUCCCUCGACUCCUGCCUGCGCCUCAGAUCUUUAUCAGACCCUCGAGACCGGAGAAGCUCGAGACGACCUCGGGAGCAAAAGUCAUUGGGGUUCAUUCAGGCAACACUGGCGAAGAUAUACACCAUGUGGCCCAUGCGUUACACCGUGGAGACAAGCUUGCCCCGAACACCGUGACAUGUGUGAGGGUGAGAGAAAAUGACCGGCCUCGACCGUCCAUCAAGCGUUUUGGGCCGUUGGCCAUACUGGCCUUUAUAGGCUUCGUCAUGAGUGCAGGAUUACUGGGCUUGUCUAUAUACUAUCAGGAUGGGAUGUCGUUGUUGGCUACUGUCCUGUUAUCCUCACUGAGCAGUGUCACCGGUGCAGCUAACAAAUGGUCACCCACCCCGAACGACCCAAAGCCGGACCCUCACUCUCCGCCCGGCGACGUGGUGAUCAAGUACCCUCAGGGGGCGUUUAUUGUGGUGAGCUGUGAGGAAAGGACGGCACGAUAUCUGUAUUUCAACCCCAGCGAGCGAUGCAUCUAUGCCGUGGAGGGCACAGCCAUCUACCGAGGACUGUCUCUAGUCUCGACCCUGUUGCUGAUGGGUGGUGUCAUCUCACUGGCCAACGCCAGGAUCGAGACCCAGACGGCAUUUGCCGGAGCGUACAUGCUCAUCAACAUCUUCUACUGGAUCGGCGCCGCUCUGCCUCCUGCCCAACAUUGGGACCUCUCUCGGCUGGAGGUUGACCACAUCGAGGUCCAUGGCGGUACACCACCGCGCACGGCGAAGAUCGACAACUAUUCUCCCACGUACACUGAAGCCCUGUGGAAGGCGAUCGCGGUUACAGGCACGAGUAACUGGGUCAAAGAGGCUGGGUGGGCUCCCAGAACUCCGGCAUGGAACGACUGGCUGAACGAAGCAGAAGAAGCCGCACUGGGUGAGCCUCUGAAGUCGAGUACGAAGACGGUCAAUGAAAAGGUGGUCGAGGUCUGGACGAUUCGCAAUUGGGAUAGCCGGAGCGCUCUCUCGACGUUGCUUCGUACCACGACAGAUAAAAUAGGACCACGGUCGCCCAAGUGAAAGGAAGCCGUCAUCGUUGUACGGAAUGUGUGAGACGAGAUCUUAUUUUUGGUGUGUCCUGGAUAGACUGCCUGGCUUCAUGAAGAUGAUGAAUUGAUACGAAACCAUGACCAAACUAGCUGAUGAGUAAUGAUUUGAUGAUGCUGCAUAUUUGUUAUAGAGAGAUAAUG
This is a messenger RNA of Exophiala oligosperma, 1630 nucleotides long. RefSeq lists its product as uncharacterized. NCBI's taxonomy places the organism in Eukaryota, Fungi, Ascomycota, Eurotiomycetes, Chaetothyriales, Herpotrichiellaceae. The record is from RefSeq and is a predicted model, not a curated record. The transcript has 3 exons. Bases 267 to 1460 code for a protein of 397 amino acids.